This is a messenger RNA of Coniophora puteana RWD-64-598 SS2, 996 nucleotides long. RefSeq lists its product as uncharacterized. The record is from RefSeq and is a predicted model, not a curated record. The coding region runs from base 1 to 996 and encodes 331 amino acids. Lineage: Eukaryota; Fungi; Basidiomycota; Agaricomycetes; Boletales; Coniophoraceae. The transcript is spliced from 9 exons.
AUGUCGGCGCCUACAGCUCUUCCAACAUACCCACCUAACUUCGGCUACCAGCUAAACUGGUGGCUCUACGGCAUUUUCACGAUGCAAGUUUACUCGUACCACACCCAGGGGUUCAAAGACGGCUUGACGAUCAAGACGCUCGUAUAUGGCUCAUUCUUGAUCGAGACGGUCCAGAUUUGUAUCGCAACGCGCGACUCGUAUCACCAGCUCGUACUCGCGUUCGGCAACCCGGCGGCCGUCGCGGAAGCGUACUAUACGUGGCUUACGAUGCCUGUGUGUGUUGGCAUCAUCAGCAUGAUGACGCAGCUGUUCUAUGCGUACCGGAUAUACAUCCUGAGCCAAAUUCGUGUGCUUGCCGGUUUUAUCGCUUUGCUAUCCGUGACGCAGGGUGCGGCUGCCAUCGCGGCUGGUCUCAUCGUUGUGACCGCCAACUCGAAAGACGUUGGGAGCAACACCACGAACGAUCUCGCCCCAGUGAUGGUGUGGCUCGUACUUAGUGUCGUUUGCGAUGUCGCGAUCUUCUCCGCCAUGACCUGGAUUCUGUCGACCCGCCGCACGGGGUUCCAGAACAUGAACUCGGUCAUCAACAAGAUCAUCAUGCUGACCGUCGAGACCGGAAUGGCCUCAGCCGCAUGCGCGAUCACCGUGCUGAUCCUGUUCAACGCCUACAAAUCGGAUAUCUACUACGCCCUGCCGGCGGUGAUGCUCUCCAAGAUUUAUAGCAACUCGUUGCUCGUGAUCCUCAAUAACCGCAGGACAAGCGGCUCGGAGGGGACCAAGAGCCACCUGAGCUCGAAUGGGCCGACGUCGUCGAUGCCGGUGCGGACGACGGUGAACGAGUUUUCGCCCGGUCGGCCGUCACAGCACUUUCAGAACUUUACGAUGGUUCAUCUGCCUGCGCGAGAUUCGCACCGGUCGCUGAGCUCGACUAAGCCCGUUCUUGAACCUGACAGCGAUGACAUUCCAAAGACGCCUACCUUCCAAUCUACCUUCUGA